AGAUAAAGGGGAUAAGACAGAAAUUAACAGAAGAUGUUAAAGGCUUGUACAAAUAGAAAUGUUACUAGACAAUUAGGAAGUAGGACAAUUUAUACUUCAGUAUUGGAAUCAGAUAUUAAUAUUACUAGAAAUGGUAAAGUUAAUAUAUCUGUUGGUUCAGGUGGUAGAUCAUCAAGAACUGGUUAUACUGCAACAGUAUUUGGAGCUUCAGGAUUUUUAGGACGUUAUUUAACUUCUAAAUUAGCAAGACAUGGUACUACAACUGUUGUACCAUUUAGAGAUGAUAUGAAAAAGAGAUUUUUAAAAGUUACUGGAGAUUUAGGAGUAGUUAAUUUUGUUGAAUUUGAUGCAAGAAAUGUUAAAUCAAUUGAAGAUUCAGUUGCUCAUUCUGAUAUUGUAUUCAAUUGUAUUGGAGCUGAUUAUAAUACUAAGAAUUUUUCAAUGGCUGAUGUUAAUAUUGCUUUAACUGAAAGAAUCGCUAAAGCAACUAAAGAUGCUGGAGUUCCAAGAUUUGUUCAUGUAUCAUCUUAUAAUGCUAAUCCAAAUUCAAGUUCAGUAUUUUAUGCUACAAAAGGUAUUGGUGAACAAUUAGUUAAAGAUAUUAUACCUGAUGCAACUAUUGUUAGACCAUCCCAAAUGUAUGGUAGAGAAGAUAAUUUAUUAAAUUAUUUAGGUCCAAAAUUAAAAAUGUGGACUCCAAAUAAGAAUGCUAAAGAAAUUUAUCCAGUUCAUGUUUUAGAUGUUGCUAGAGCAUUAGAAAAAAUUGGAUUUGAUGAUUCGACUGUUGGACAAACUUUUGAAUUAGCUGGUCCAGAAAAAUUAUCUUAUUUUGAAAUAAGACAAAUGAUUCAUGGUAUUACUCAAGAUUUCUCUAAUGCUGGUCCAUUUUCUUAUUCAUUUGGUGAUUAUUAUCUUCCUGUUCAAUUAGCUAAAUUAAUAGCUGAAAUUAAACAAUUUGCUUACUGGAGAAUGACUAAUCCAGAUCAAGUUGAAAGACAUUUAAUUAAUCAAGUUAUAGAUCCUUCAGCUAAAGGAUUUAAAGAUUUAGGUAUAGAAGAUGUUGAUAAUUUAGCUGAUGUUUUAUUCACUUAUGUUAAACAUUGGAGACAUCCAUUAAUUUCUCAAAAGGGUGCACCAUCAAAGAAGGAAUUAGCCAGGUUAAGACAACUUGAACAUUUCACUUAGAUUCAUUAUAAAAUUCAUCACAUAUUCAUUGCAUAACAUUUGUAACAUGUCGCACCCUUUACUUCGUUAUAUAUUAUAUAUAUCUUUUUCUGCAUUUAUUUAGUAAUAAAGACAAAUUUGUCGUUAUACAUAUUAAUGUUCGGAGUCAGCCGAAAAUUUUCUUAUGCUGCACUAGUAUAAAUAGUAACUCAAAGGCUCUCA
Scheffersomyces amazonensis is the source of this 1386-nucleotide messenger RNA. RefSeq lists its product as uncharacterized. Gene Ontology annotation, molecular function: protein-containing complex binding. Gene Ontology annotation, cellular component: mitochondrion. The transcript has a single exon. The record is from RefSeq and is a predicted model, not a curated record. NCBI's taxonomy places the organism in Eukaryota, Fungi, Ascomycota, Pichiomycetes, Serinales, Debaryomycetaceae. The coding region runs from base 34 to 1185 and encodes 383 amino acids.